GUAACUUGUUAUCUUCAUUAUUUAAAAGUACAUGUAGUAUUGCACUGUGAGUUAAAGGGAAAAAUUGAUAAUCUAAUUUUCUUUUUCAACAAAACAAGAAUAAAAAACUGUUUAAGUAAACUUUGGAAUCAGUUUAAGGGAAAUCAUGGCUGUCCCAGGUAAAAAAGCCACCAAACAAUUUUCAUCUUCAACAACUUCUAUGGGUUCUGAUGAAGAUCUCAAAGUUUACUGUCAGCCAUGUAAUCGAGAUGGACCUAGACUUCCUGUCCAUGGCUAUUGUACAAACUGUUCAGAGCAUUUGUGUGAAACAUGCUUUACCCUCCACAGAAGACACACAUUGUCAAGACACCAUACUUUACUAGACAAAUCCAACAUGCCUAAGACUCUGUCACAUGCAACACCAAGACAACCAGAUAACUUCACAAAACCAUGUCCUAAACACAACAUUGAGAUGAUCAAGUUUUACUGCCAUGAUCAUAAGGCUCUACUUUGCAAUGUUUGUGUUACACUUGAGCAUACAGUAACAUCUUGCCAUGUCAACUAUAUACCUGACAUUUCAGGCCAAACCAUCAAUGGCACAGAGUAUCAAGAUGUAUUGAAAGAUUUGAACGACAUCACUGAGCGAUCAAGCAAUUUUCUUCAACACAUGAAGAAAAUGAAUGAGUUAUCAAACAAGUCUUUGACAGAAGCAUUGACAGGCAUAUUGAAAUUCCGAAAAAAAAUUAACCAAAGACUAGAUGAAAUGGAAAGACAAGUCAAAAACACUGUAAAAAUCAUCCAAGAGGACAAUAGCAAGAAUUUGAAGACUGUAGAAACAGCAAGUGGAGAUGUACUUAAAUCAUUAAAGUCAUCCUCUGAUGUCAUUAAACAUCUCAACACUUCCAAACAAGCCAAUGAUUUGUUCAUGGAACUAAAACAUGCACAACAGAUGAUAAAAAAUUAUGAACAGAGUGUUUCUAAGCUCUCAGAAUUUGAAGUCAAAGAGUAUAAGUUAGAACCAAAUGAGGUAAUAUCAAAUCUUCUUGCAAAAGAGAAGUCACUGGGAAUGCUGAAAGAUAGGCUAUUAUCUCCUGCUUUGAGGUCCAGACAAUUUUCACAAAUGGAUAAAAUCGGUAUCAUAACAUCAAAAGACAGACUUGAUUGCUGGAUAUCAGGAAUGACUCUCCAUACUCCUGAUCUUCUUAUCAUCACAGAUUAUGCAAACAUGGCCAUUAAAAUAGUUGAUAUCAGUAUAAAGUCUGUACAAGCUUGGCAUAACUUUGAUAGUAAACCUUAUGAUGUCACAACAGUUUCACAAAAUGAUGUUGCUGUCACAUUGCCAUUUCAUCAAACUAUUCAGUUCUUUUCUGUUUCUAGAAAUAAUCUCAGGCAGAAGCAUACUCUAAAGGUAGACGGAGAAUGUUUUGGUAUUAGCUUUCAUAAAGAUAAAAUGGUGGUGUCAUAUCUCAAUCCAGUUAAAGUUGAAAUCCUUCUUAUCAAUGGCACUGUAUUACAGUCAAUACAAGAUGAAAAUAUUUUCAAAAAACCACUCAAUAUUACAACAAGUGACAAUUGUAUCUAUGUAUCUGAUUAUUCAUUAAAAACAGUUACCAAGUUAAACUGGCAGUGUGAGGUGAGAGGUAAAUAUGUGUGUAAAGAAUCUCCAUGUGGCUUGACAAUGUCAGAUGAUGGGACCGUGUUUGUUUGUAUAGAAAACCCUACCAUAGAAGAGAUAUCAGGAGACUGUAUUAAAGGACAAGUUGUUGUAAAGGAUAUACAAUGGCCUCAAGCUGUCAAUUGGUCUGCUGAUACAUGUACAUUGUACACAAGCAGCAGGGUUACUCCAGAAUGUGACUUUAUAAAACUCUUCAAACUGUCUAAAUAAUGAAAGAAAUUUUUUCUUCAGAGACAGACACGAUAUUAACAAACAUAAAGGCAUUAACUUUUGUAUGAUAGAUGGUGCUUAUUAUUGGUAGUGAUUAAGAUUAAGAACUGGUGACUGUUAUUUAUAGUACCUCUGUAAACAAUAAACUAUUUCUCACUAGAAACAAUUACACUAUUAAAGUUGCCAUCAUUCAGAUUGGUAAGGCACAAACACCCUUGGUGAGCUUAUAACAAGCUUAUAACAAGCAGAGUAUCACCAACAUACUUGCACUAUCUAACACAAAUUUGAGCUGUGACAGUUAUUUAACUGCAACAGUUAUUUUUUAAAUUUGCACUAUCUAACACAAAUUUGAGCUGUGACAGUUAUUUAACUGCAACAGUUAUUUUUUAAACUUGCACUAUCUAACACAAAUUUGAACUGUGACAGUUAUUAAACUGUAACAGUUAUUUUUUAAAUGAUUUUUUUUCUUUUUUGUUAAAAACUUUUACUUCACAAACUGGUGUAUCUUUUAACUUCUGGACUGGUGGCAUAAACAAACCAUUGUCACAAUAUACAUUCAGAGAAUAAACUAAUAUCUAACACAAAAUAAAUCUGAUGAAAAUCAGCUCCAAUUUAAUGCUUUAAGCAUAGCAUGUGACAAGCAACAACAGGAUGUCAACAUCUCAUGACCUUUCAAGCAGCCAAUCAUUGACAAGCUUUCACAAUUUGAAAGGGAUACAAUUUCUAAUUUAACUGCUUGGAAACCAAUAUUAAGUAUGUAAUUUUCAUGAUUUUGGGAAGAAAGAUGUGUUAUCCAUAAAGCCAGCAGGAAAACUGGCAAAAUGAUUGUCACAUAGUGGUUGAAAAAACUGCAGAGACUAUAUGUGAUUUUUAUACUUUAUCACUUACUAAUUUUAAUCUAAGUGUUGAGCAUAAUUUCGUCAGCUCAACUUCAAUCAACCCUUCCCCUGUCAAAUGGGCUGUCCAGCCUUUAUAUUAUCUGUCAACAACCAUUUCACAAUUUUCAGAAUCAUGAAUAUAAAGAGAGUAACUAUAGCUAUCAUUAAAAGUUAUUAAUACACCCAAAAGCAACUUUGACUUUUUUUGAAGAAAAAAUUGAACACAACCUAUAAUUAAUGAUGUAUCAACUAUGUACAUCGAAUUAUUUCAAUUAAUUGCAAUCCCAACCAG
This is a messenger RNA of Ruditapes philippinarum (Manila clam), 3034 nucleotides long. RefSeq lists its product as uncharacterized. Lineage: Eukaryota; Metazoa; Mollusca; Bivalvia; Venerida; Veneridae. The record is from RefSeq and is a predicted model, not a curated record. The transcript is spliced from 2 exons. The coding region runs from base 146 to 1864 and encodes 572 amino acids. Gene Ontology annotation, molecular function: zinc ion binding; ubiquitin-protein transferase activity. Gene Ontology annotation, cellular component: nucleoplasm; chromatin. Gene Ontology annotation, biological process: positive regulation of DNA-templated transcription.